This is a messenger RNA of Prosopis cineraria, 672 nucleotides long. RefSeq lists its product as uncharacterized. The transcript has 2 exons. Lineage: Eukaryota; Viridiplantae; Streptophyta; Magnoliopsida; Fabales; Fabaceae. The record is from RefSeq and is a predicted model, not a curated record. Bases 1 to 672 code for a protein of 223 amino acids.
AUGGUUGAUGCUUUAAGGUCUAAUAUAGACAAAGGUGCCAAUAAACUUGCAAGAGACUUGUAUAGAGAGUAUGGUGUGCGAUUAAGCUACAGUCAAGCCUAUAGGGGAAAAGAAAAAGCAUUGUGGGAAAUACAUGGUCGUGCAGAAGAUUCUUAUAGCAUAAUCCCUUGGAUUUGUGAUCGAUUAAUAGAAACUGAUUCGAUGAUAGUUGCGAAAUGGAAUGCCUCAAAUAAUAGAUUUGAGAGGCUAUUCAUUGCUUAUGGAUGCUCUAUAUCCAGUUUUUUAGGAGGUUGCCAAGCCAUGCUUUAUAUAGAUGGAUGUCAUUUAAGCAGUCCAUAUAAGGGAACAAUGCUGUCAGCAUGUACAAAUGACGCUGAUAAUGACUUAUUUCCGAAUAAUGUGAUUAUUGGUGUCGUGCAAGCUAUAUUUGGUGGUGGUGAGAGAUAUGCAUUUUGUUACCAUCAUGUGAAGAAAAAUUUUCGCACAACAUUUAAGAAAAUCAAUAAAGGUAAGAGGCAUACCUCAAGAAACAUGAAAGAUAAUGCGUUAAAAUUGCUUGAUGCAAUUGCCUAUGCAAGGCAUGAGGUUAAAUUUAAUAUUGCAAUAGGGAAUCUAAGAAUGUUUUGUCCACAGUUGGCACAAUGGGUUGGAACCCAAGGGGAUGUAGGUUGA